Messenger RNA from Amborella trichopoda, 981 nucleotides. RefSeq names its product coniferyl alcohol acyltransferase. Gene Ontology annotation, molecular function: acyltransferase activity, transferring groups other than amino-acyl groups. The record is from RefSeq and is a predicted model, not a curated record. NCBI's taxonomy places the organism in Eukaryota, Viridiplantae, Streptophyta, Magnoliopsida, Amborellales, Amborellaceae.
AUGGACCCAUACCUUACGCGGGAUCCGCCAGGUAUACCCGACAUGGGUCCGGGUAUAGGUCAACAUUUGGACCCAGUGGAAAUAACUCAACAGGAUGCCGUCGUUCCGGCAUUGUCCCUGCAAGAAUCUCGGGUUCCCCUCUCUAACCUAGACUUAUUCAUUCCUCCUGUUGAUUUUGAGGUCUUCUUUUUUACUAUGUGUGGGGAGCCUGGGAUUCUAUGUGGUAACAAGGGUGCGGAGUUUUUGGAGGCAAGUGCUGAGAUUGAGCUUAAAGAUUUAGAUUUGCAUAAGCCUGAUGAAAGCGUUGAAGGGAAGAUAAUUCCCACUAAGAAAUGGGGAGUCUUGUGUGUUCAGGUGACGAAAUUCAAAUGCGGGAGCAUAGUGGUGGCUUGCACUUUCGAUCACCGUGUAGCAGACGCUUACUCGGCCAACAUGUUCCUCAUCUCACAUUGCCUUUUUAAGGAAGCAGAGGCUUCAGAGCUGAGAGCCAUGGCAUUUAACCAAGUGGCUGCUCUCGUGCAUGAAUGCUUGACAGGUGUUACAAAUAAUGAAUUUUUUCGAGGUUUGGUCGAUUGGGUUGAGAUGCAAAGGCCAAAGCCUGUGUUAGCAACAAUUUACUGCAAGAAUGAGGCUGAGGAGGCGGCAGUGCUAGUUUCUUCAGGGCUUCGAGUGAUAUUGAUUUCAGUUGGGGGAGGCCGGUUUUUGGGUCAUAUAAUUUCCGGUGGGGCCGGGCGGAACAUCCUAUGCCGAGUGCGCUGGACGAUGGCGACUGGGUUGUGUUGCCUGAGGCCCAAAUGGAGGUGGUUGAGGUAGAACUCCUUCACCCCAUGACCGCAAGUUAUCUGAAUGGGGUUCUCAUUGAAGAACCUGCAUAAUAUCAUUUUGCUAAUUGCUAUUUUGAAUAUCAUGGCAUGUCUAAAGCAUUUUAUUGCUUCAUGUUUAAAAAUAAGCUUUGUCAAGGCGAUCUGGCCUUGAUCCAAU